GGUACGAUGCAAGCCAACAGCGACGGGCAGCAGCCAUGGAUAGCAGCAAACUGAAGGAAUGGCAGAACACUGGCAAUGUCCGGGUUUGACCUCAGCACAACAAACAACAAGGAAACGCAGGGCAAGCUGCCCGACCUGUCGUAUCACAAAUCCAGUGCUGCUGCCGGCCCCCCACACGUGCACACGUAGUUCUUCUUGCAAACUUCCUUGCCAUUUAACCUGCGACCCACCACCAACGCUGAACCCGCCUUGCAAGUGGCGCAUUCGCCUGGCUCGCCUCGCAUGGACCGCCCCCACCGGACCGCAAGUUCCAUUUGACGCUUCAUCGUGUACUUGGACAAUGAAGUUUCGCUUCCGUUAUUCAUUCACCUGCGUUAUUGCCCCCAACUGACAUACUCUGGACUUCAAUGUCGUCUAGCAAUUCCAGCUUUGAGCACGCACGCACGCUAACCUCCACGCACCUCCUAGCCAGCCAAUCUUCAAAUGUACCUGCGAGCAGAGAAGGCACACCUCCUUGUUCAUCGUAGGGGGCGGCCGCCCCUGUGGCGCCGUCCCAGGUACCGUACUUCCACGCGGAGCAUCCCCAGCCACGCAUGACGUUGUCCCUAAACCACUCAACGAUCUCCGUUACGUCGCACGAGACCUGCAUCGGACGUACUAGUGUGCAGCCACCCCAACAAGUUUCCCAUGGUUCGGCACCUUCGCCCUGGUUCAGCAGACUUGCGGCAUCCCCAUGGGCAUCUCCGCCGCCCCCUUCAUUGCCAACCUCUUCCUUGCGUGGUAUGAGUACCGCUUCAUGACGCAGCCCACCACCACGGCGCGGCAGAAAGAAGUGGUGCGCGCGUUCAGCCUCACCAAGCGGUACCUGGAUGACCUGCUGGCCCUCAACAACCGCUUUAUCAGCCGCCUCCUCAGCGUGGACCAGCGCUACGCCGGCAUGCAUGGGCUGUACCCAACGUCUCUGCAGGUGGAACCGCAGUCGCACCCCCACCUGCAAACGCAGAUACCCGCCGGCACCACCGCGAUGCCCUUCCUGGACAUUUUGCUCAUUUUACGCACCACGCCUAGUGGCGACGCCCGGAUCACCACACGCUUGUACGACAAACGGGUGCAGCCCGUGUUUGAUGGAGUGCGCCUGUCUCGGUUUAUUGGGGCUGAUAGCAACGUCAAUGAGGCCAGCAAACGCAAUAUCUUCACCGGCCAGUUCCACCGGCUGCGGCGUGUCGUCAUGGAAGUGGAGAAUUUUGUGUUCGAAUCCGCCAACCUCAUUGCCGCCCUGACGCAGAUGGGCUACUCGCGGGCCCGCCUGAUACGGGACUGCGCGCGGGUACUGGAGGCCACACCACAGGCCUACUAUAUCCAACGACGGCAGCGCCAACACCCUGAGUACGCGGACCUCGUGGGCUUGAUCCGCCAGUACCUGGCACGGCGCCGCCACUUCGACAGCACAGCCGUCCCACUCGAGUUAACGCAGACGCAUCACUGGUGACACUUGCAGCUUUUCCUUACGCGUUCACUGUAUAUAUUGGUUUUCUGGUUUUUUUUUUGGGUUUUUUGGUCUAUUGC
This is a messenger RNA of Chlamydomonas reinhardtii, 1566 nucleotides long. RefSeq lists its product as uncharacterized. Bases 734 to 1489 code for a protein of 251 amino acids. NCBI's taxonomy places the organism in Eukaryota, Viridiplantae, Chlorophyta, Chlorophyceae, Chlamydomonadales, Chlamydomonadaceae. The transcript has a single exon. The record is from RefSeq and is a predicted model, not a curated record.